Molecule: messenger RNA, 960 nt
Organism: Aspergillus candidus
Lineage: Eukaryota; Fungi; Ascomycota; Eurotiomycetes; Eurotiales; Aspergillaceae
Product: triose-phosphate isomerase
Exons: 1
Coding region: 102-938 (278 amino acids)
Biological process (GO): glycerol catabolic process; glycolytic process; glyceraldehyde-3-phosphate biosynthetic process
Cellular component (GO): cytosol
Molecular function (GO): triose-phosphate isomerase activity
Source: RefSeq, a predicted model, not a curated record
CUUCUACAGAUCCAUCCAGAUUCCUGUCUUGAGUGAUUCCUUCAAUUCCAAUUCAGCAAACAGAAAGAGUACACAAGGCCUAAACAGAGCCGACCACCAAAAUGACCUCCAUCACCUACCCCGUCCUCCCCAAAAACCUCUUGAUCAUCUCUCUCAAGAUGUACUUCAACCCCACCCGCACCAUCGAAUACCUACAGGGGCUGCUCGCCCCACAAAACGACAUCGUGCGGCCCGCAAACCGCACCAAGCUCCUCCUAGCUCUCAUCCCCGACUUCCUAACCAUCUACCCCUGCAACGAGAUCAUCCAGAAAUACAACGCCUCCCAGCCCCAAGACCCCUCCCAGCCCCCGCCCUUCCUGCUCGGCGCCCAGGACUGCUUCUGGGAACCCCAGGGCGCCUACACGGGCGAGGUCUCCCCGCAGGCUCUCCGCGCCAUGGGCGUCUCCAUCGUCGAGUUGGGCCAUGCUGAGCGUCGUGCUAUCUUCGGCGAGACGGACGAGCAGGCGGCGAAGAAGGCUGCCGCGGCGUGCGCACAGGGCAUGGUGCCGCUUGUAUGCAUUGGGGAGGUGACGGCUCCUGGGGCGGUCGCAUCUGCGGCUGUGGGGUUGGCGGUGGAGGAGUGUGCGGUGCAGGUGAGGGCUGUGCUGCGUGCGAUCCCGGAUGACGCUCCUGUCAUUUUUGCCUACGAACCUGUUUGGGCUAUCGGUCAGCCGAAGCCGGCUGGUGUGGAUCAUAUUGCUGCUGUUGUGGAGGGGAUUCAGGCAGUGGUGGGGCAGCGUAAAGGGGAUGUGCGGAUCUUGUACGGUGGUAGUGCGGGCCCUGGGUUGUGGGGUCCGGGCGGCUUGGGUAAGGCUGUUGAUGGGAUGUUCUUGGGUCGGUUUGCUCAUGAGGUGGAGGGCGUGCGGAAGGUGGUGCGGGAGGUUGAAGAGACGCUUUAAGCUUGGGAGACUUCGUAUAUAG